This is a messenger RNA of Clarias gariepinus (North African catfish), 7449 nucleotides long. RefSeq names its product centriolin (gene cntrl). Gene Ontology annotation, molecular function: protein binding. The record is from RefSeq and is a predicted model, not a curated record. The transcript is spliced from 41 exons. The coding region runs from base 528 to 7019 and encodes 2163 amino acids. Lineage: Eukaryota; Metazoa; Chordata; Actinopteri; Siluriformes; Clariidae.
GUUUAAGAAAUCACCCACAGCUGCAGAAAUGCACAAAUACAGCGUUACCGUUAAACGGCAUUACCUCUGUCCCGCUGUGUAGCUCAGUCUCCAUGGAAACAUGGACAGCACGCUGGCAAUGCUGCUUCUUAACCGAGCUAACAGCUUCUAAAAAAAACUAAUGCUACGUAAAUGGCGAUACAGUGAGGCUAAAGUUUAUAAGGAGAUAGCGACCUGAUUAGUUCAUGUUAUUAAACUAUUCGGGGACAGGUGGAGCGGUUAAUUAGCAGCCUAAUUAGUUUAGUUAAACACGCUAGCCAACUGAGUUCAGGGGUUUACUGUAGCUAGUUAACUAAGUCACUAUCCGAAAUUAUAAUACUCAUUAUCAGAAGACUAAAGCUAUGACGUAGCUGAGUUAUAACGCGCUAGUAUACGGAAUAUUGAGGUUUUUUUUUACACGAGGUAGUUUGUGUUGUGAAGGCGAGCUCAUGUGUUUAGCGAGCUAGCUAACCCUGAAACCUAGCAUUGUGCUUUUUUAUCAGGUCACUAUGAAGCGGAUAAGUGAUUCACACAGAGCCUGGUCUGUGGAGGGACUGAAGGUGUUGAGCUCAGCUUCUCCUCCUGACCACAACCUAAGUCUCACAGCAGCUGAGCACAGUGAGAAGGAUAAAAUAAAAUGUACAGGAACACGGUACAUUACAGAAGACUUUAUUAAGAAGUUGAGCAAGCAAGACAAUUUAUCCCUUGUGCGCUCCUUAAAUCUGUCCACUACUCAUGGAGAUAAAUGCUUCAGGUACAUUGAGAAUUUGGACAAGUGUGACCGUGUUCAGGUUCUCAACCUUAGUAACAACAUCAUUGAAAAAAUUGAGAAAUUGGAGAGGCUUCAUCAGUUACGAGAGCUGCACCUUUCUAAUAACAGAAUAAAGAAAAUAGAAGGACUAGAGCAAAUGGCAAACCUACAGAUUCUGAAUCUCUCCAACAAUAACAUUGAACAAGUGCCGGUGUGGUUGGGGAAGAAACUUAGAUCCCUUCAGAAGCUAAACCUUCAGAAAAAUAAGAUAUUUUCUCUUCAUGAGCUUGCCAAGUUAAAGCUUUUAAAAAGCCUAACUGAGCUGACAUUAGCAGAGAAUCCUGUGUCUGACCUUCCGCACUACCGCCUUUUCUUAGUCUUCCAUUUGAGGUCACUGGAGUUUCUGGACGGAGAGCCAAUCAGCACGCAGGAGCGAGAAAAUGCACAUCAACGCUUUCAUGCUGAGGAGGUAGAGCGUCUGGAGCAGGAGCUGGAGGAAAGAGGAGCAGAGAUAGAACAACUUCAGGAGGAGAAAGCUGUAGCUUUAAAGGACUUGGAACAUCAAGAGAAGCUGCAGGAAAGCCUAAAGCAGCAAAGUCAGGAGCAACAGCAGCGACAGGAACAGCUUGAAAUGGAGCUGGACACCAAGUCCGAACUGCUUAAGCAGAAGACUAUGGAGCUGACUCGGGCCUGCCAGAAGCAGUAUGAGCUUGAGCAAGAACUGGCUUUUCAUAAGAUAGAUACUAAGUUUGAACCACUUCCGUUUUAUCCUAAUCAUGACCUGAGGGCAGAAGAUGUGCUGGGUGAGAGUCCAUACAUUGGAAAAGCCCGCCACAAAAGGAAUACAUUUACAUUAGACAAUGUCGAUGCAGGGGACAGACGUCUGGCCACAGGAGGUGUCAUGGAUACAGACAAACUGGAGGAGGAGUCUAGCCAUGACUUGGCAAAAGUGGCUAUAGCAGAGGAGCGUCUACAGCAGCUUCGCAAGGAGAUGGAGUUUACAGAGCGACAGAUCCUGAGAGCCAGUGAGGAGCUGCAACAACUAGAAGAAGCAGCAUCUCAAAAACGAAUUACAGAAGCUGAGAAGGAUAAUCUUAGACAACAGCUGCACAUGAAGAUCCAGAAGCUGAGCGAGAUGCAGCAGGAGGCGGUGACCCUGGAGAAGCAGCUGGAUAGACAGAGCUCUGAACUCAGUGAGGCUCAAGGGGAGCUGGACCAGCUCCAGAGCUUACUGCACACAUUAAAGCCAGAGGACCUCAGACACGCUCAUGUGAAGGCACAGUUAGCCAGUAAGAAUCAGCUGCUGGCCAUCAUGAGCAGGAAGCAGCAUGAGUUGGAAGGCCGACUGGAUGACAUGCUCAGUCGCAUCGCCGAGGAGACACAAGAGAUCAAAGAUCUGGAGCAACAGCUUACUGACGGUCAGAUAGCAGCCAAUGAAGCACUGAAGAAGGAUCUAGAGGGCAUUAUCUCUGGCCUUCAGGACUACCUGCAUGGGGUAAAGGAUCAGGCUCGACAGGCCCAAUUUGACUGUUUACGUCUCCAGAAGGAUAAAGAUGCUUUACAGCAACUCCUUUGGGACAAAGAUCAGCAGCUCAGUCGACUGCAGCAAGUAGCCCAGAUAUGUGACAACACAAAGAAGGAUCUGUUGCAGCACCAGGAUGAGUUGCAAGCUCUCCGAAUGGAAAAUAUAGAGCUGAAGGAGGCUCAAGGUCAGGUCAGUGCCUAUGAAGCUGAACUGGAGGCUCAGCUGCAAGAGAGGGACUCUAAGGCCAGCCACCUGAAGGACGAGCUGUGUCGUUUCCAGCGGCUUAGUCAGCUAGAGCAAUCUGCACUGCAGGCUGAACUGCAGAAGGAGAGACAGGCUAAAGAAAAUGCACUGGCUCAGCUGCAGCUAGCUGCAGAGAGCGAACUGGAGAACACUCAUCUCCUGCAACAACUUAACACACUGCAGAGGGAGAAGGAUGUUCUAUUGGAGAAGGUCAAAGUCCUGCAAAAAGACUUGCAGCAGAGCAAGAGUGAGUUGUUGUGCCCUAAACAAGUGGCUAAGAGUUUGCAGGGGCUGAAGAGAAUCAUUGCCACGGGAUCAGGGGAACUGAGCAGAGCGAAUGGUGCUGGAGAUGUGCUGAGUAAAAGCUUGGCUGAACUACAGGAAGAACUGCAUCUCACAGUGUCUGCUGCGUUGAGAGAACGAGAUGAGGCCCAGAGUGCUCAGGAUAGGCUGGCACGUGAGAUGGCCUUUCUCAGAAACAGGCUUACACACUAUCAGCAGAAAUACCAGAAUGCAUGUGAAGAGGCUCAACAGGCCAGGGCAGCAGAACGGCAUGAGGACGAGGCUGAGCUCCUCCAUCUCAGGCAGGAGCUGCAGAAAGCACAGGAGCAGCAGUUCCUGACACUGCAGCAUCUGCAUGAAGUCGAGAGUGAAAAAGAUGGUUUGCUCUUGGAGUUAAAGAAGCAAGACAAACAGGUAAAGGCUGAGGAGACUCUAACACAAGAGCAGUUACAAUCCUUGGAGCUGGAGUUAAGAGAGCUUAGGAAAUCCUUCACCAUCGCUGAACAACUGGCUGCUGAGCAGCUAAAUGCUGCCACAGAUCAGCUUCGCUCACUCCACAGCACAGUGCAGAGGAUCAGUCAGGAGAGAGCAGAGGAUGCAGAGCUGCUAGAAGAAUCCAGGAUGCAGGCUGCUCAAGCCAUGCAAGAUCUCACCAAGGCAGAAGCAGAAAUACAAGAUCUGCAGAAGCUGCUUCAAGACAGGGUUGCUCUUUCAGACAUCGAUAGCCUCAGCAUCCCACACCUCAGUUUUCAAAAUCAAGAGUUAGCCAAACUGAAUCAAGUUUUGAAAAGCCAACAGAUUCAGACCAAACGUCUUCGAGAACAGCUCGCUCAGGCACUAGAAGAUAACAGCGGAAACCUGGAUGAGCUGAUUGAGGAAAUUGAAGCCCUUAGAGAUACUCUGCUGCAGCAGAGCAAUUACCUGUCCAGUUUCGAGCGUACACCACACAGAGGAGGAUACUGGUACUACGUACCACCAUACCAAGAUCACCCCAGUCUUGGUUCUCAGGCUACACAGGACUCUGGCCUGGGUUCUCAGUAUGUCUCAUCACCUGACAGAGGCAAACGUUACAGACGCCAUCAGCAAAAAGAGACAAGAUCCUCUUCCAGCUCUGGAUACUGGGUUUAUUCUCCCCACCCACAUGACCAACACAAUUAUGGGAGAACAGAAUCUUCAUACAGAAACAGUGAUGGUGAGAGUGAUGUGGAUGGUGUUGGAGGAACUAAUUUUUCUCCUCCACCGGGCUCAAUCAUCUACACAGUCCCCCCUGAUGGCACCCAUCUUCCCCCAGGCAUGGUCAUCUAUGCCCCUCCUGUACCAGGCCUGGCAAUAGGCCCUGGUGCAGUGUUUUAUGGCCCUCCACCCGAAGGGGUCAGGCUGGUUUAUGGCCCUCCUCCCAGUGGUCUACAUAGUCCUGUAAUCCCUAAUGGCGCUCUACACUGCAAUGUGCCUGGCCAUCUGAAGAUGACACACUCUUCAAAAGUGACAGACCAUUCUUUAAGAGAGCAACAGUCAGAAAACGUGGCAUGUGAGGAGGAACUGCUGAGGCUGGAGGAGCAGAGAUCAGAUUUCCAGAUGGAGCUUAAAGAGCUGCGGGGGGCUGUGAGCCGACUUCAGCGCCACAAGAAGCUGCUAGAAAAGUCAUUGAGCCGUGCAGAAGAAGAAGACACUGUAAUGAAUGAAACUGAGGUUUUGGAGAAAACUCUGCUCAAACGCCGGACUGAUCUUCGAGAGGUGGAAAGCCUGCUAUCAGAUGCAGAAGCAAACCUAAAUGGUACCAGAGCUAAGAACAAAGAUACUUUGAAACGCUGCAGUGAAACUGAGAGGCAGUUAAAAGAGGCAGAAUGUGAGCUUGAGGAGAUUAAACUGCAAAUUCAGGAUAGCACCAGGCAGCUAGGACACACCAAACAACAGCUUCGGGAUCUUCAAGAAGAGAUAAAGGAUCUGCAAAGAUGUAAGCGGGAUCAGGAGAACUCACUAAAACAUGUGGGAAAAGUAUUUGCAGUUCAAGAUGAGUUCCAAGAAGUCAACCGAAAUCUGAGGAGAGUAACUGAUAAAAUGGAUGACAUGCAAAAGGAGCUGAGAGCAACACAGAGCCAGGAAGCAAAUGUUUUCAUGGGCUACAGGGACUCUGAGGACAUCCUGCACACCCGCAGGAAAGAGCUGGAGCAUCUAAACACCCAGGUGCUGCUGCAGAAGGAACAGCUGUCUUUGCUGGGGCGAAAGCUAGAGCAGUGGCGGGAGGAGGAGAGCGUUGUGAGGGCAAAUGUGGAAAAGCACAGGCAGAGCCUGGUGGAGGUGCUGAGGCAGGGAGAAGAGGAUGCGCACAGCCUGCAGCAACACAUUAAGGAUCUGCGUGCAGAUGUGCAGGCUCUUGCUGUGCAAAGGGGGGAACUGGAUUCCCAGCUCUCAGAGCGGAGAGGACGACUGGCUCAGUAUAAAAAGGAAGAGAAGAAAAUGCAGGAGAAGGUGCACAACCAACGUGCAGUCAUUGACAAGCACAAAGCAGAGCUAAAGCAUGUCCUAGACAUGAUCCAAAUGGAGAGUGUGGAGCUAGAGAGAGUGAAGGUUCAGCACAACCAGAAACUGGAGCAGCUGGAGAAAAGCCAAGAGACUUUGCUACAGGUACGCCUGGAACUGCAGGAGGUGGAGAAGGAGCUGCAGGAGCAACACGCUGAGCAGGAGAGGCAGCGGAGACUGCAGGAACAGGAGCUCCUCACAUUAAAAGAGCAGUCUAAUGCUGCAGCUAUAGAGAAGAACAGCCUGCUGGAGCAGUGCUCCAACCUGGAGGCCCGCCGCUCACAUGCUCAAAGGAGUCAGGAAACAGCAGAGGAGGGGGAGCGGAAAGCAGAGGCAGAGUUGCUGAAACUGCAGACGGAGCUGGCCAAGCUGAAGCAGGAGCACAGACAUGCCAUAAGUAUUCGAGAAGAGAUCACCAGAGAUUCUGCCAGAACCCAGAAACAGCUAGAAGAGAAAGCUAAGGAUCUGAAUAAACUGAAGGAAGAUAUUGAACACUCAACAAUUCAGCUAGAAAAAAUCAGAAAGGAGGUAGAAGGUGCUCAGCGAGAGCUGGGUGAUGUUGUAAAGCAGCACCAGCAUCAGAAGGCUGUGAUGCAGGAUAAAAUUCAGAGGAGGCAGCAAAGAAUUGACAAACUGGAGCAGCAACUAAAGGAAAUUGAAUCAUCUGUGGAAAAGAAAGAGAUGCAAUUUGAGCGACAGGAGGAGCGCCUGAUGAUCCAGCAGCAGCAGAGUUUAGAGCUGGAGGAGCUACAGAGACAGCAGCAGCAGAAGUUGCAGUCUCAGCUGCAGGCACUAGAGGAAGCUCUGUCAAAGCGAGUGGAGAAGAUGGAGCAGGUUUCGGUUGCUGUGGAGCAGCUAGAAGUGCAGAAACGCAUCCUGUUGGCAGAUCAGCAGCAGUGUGCUUUACUGCAGGACAGAAUAGCACAGCUGGAGCAAGACCUGGCUGAAAGUGAGGCGAGGCUGCGUUCUAGCACAGAGGAGCAGAGAGGAGCAAAGGAGGAACUUGAGACCUGUCGCUCUGAAAUCCAGAUUCUUCAAGGGAGUCUAGCCACCGAGAGGGAGCGUGCUGAGACCCUGAUAAGCUUCAAUCUUACUGACCGGGAUAAACAUCAGCAGGCUGAGCUAUGGAGUUGGGGACAGGAGGAGAACCACAUGUGUGAGAUUAAGGACACAGUACGCUCCCUGAGGGCUGAAGUCCAAGCAGAGCUGGACAGUGGUUUGAAAGAGCUAGAGUUGCAGCCAACAUCAGACAUGGCCAAUGACGAGGAGAAGCACACAUCAGCUGUGCGGAAUCCGGGGAAAUUAUCCUACAGCACCAGAGAUGAGCAGUGGAGAGGAGAAGUGCUAAGAGAGAAGCUGAGACAGCAUGAAGAUAAUCUGAAGGCGCAGCUGCGCAGGUGCAUGUUCUCUCAGCAGGAGGCGCUGAGUCUGCGCAGGCAGCAGACGGAGGGAAGCAUCCAGGGCCUGCGGAGACGAGUAGACAAGCUGGACCAGCUACUGACCAAGUCCGGCCAUGAUUUUCCAUGCACAAGUGACUUCAGCCUUCUGCCCAGUUACAUGUGUUCCGACACUGAGAGGAGGCGGCAGCGAGAGCAGAGAGAGCGAUCCUUAAGUCCAAUCAGGCUGGACCCCACUAUUCCUGAGAAAGAGCAAACACACAUGCUGAGCCAAGUGCACUGAGGCCAAAUCUUUCACUCUGCGUAUAGAAGAUUCACUCCUGUGAGUACAUGAGGAUGGUAAAUUUAAAGGUGCAAAUAUUCUGGGUUUGUUCAUGUUUACUACCUCAGAGCCAAAAAGAGUCAGUGUUGCUUCUUUUGCUUGAGGGAGACUGUUGAAGUGUGAUGUUUAUAUGUUUUUUUAAAGAAGAUUUUUAAUAAUGUUUUUAAUAAAAUUAUAAAAUGUGCCUUAGAUCCGUAGUAAAUGUGAAGGGUUUAAAACUUUUAUUUCAUCUUGACUGUUAAAAAUGACUGGUGGUUUGGUGCCUUUUUACUAUUUUGUACUAUACAUACCCAUGACAAAGUACCACCAAGUAAAAUAUUUAUUACAGCACUUAACAUUUUAUAUACUAUAUUGUUACUUAAAUAUGACAAUUGUGUGCAAUAAAAUUAUU